This is a messenger RNA of Aspergillus nidulans FGSC A4, 3241 nucleotides long. Its product is annotated as ATP-dependent helicase. The transcript is spliced from 2 exons. The record is from RefSeq and is a predicted model, not a curated record. The coding region runs from base 13 to 3006 and encodes 997 amino acids. Gene Ontology annotation, molecular function: ATP hydrolysis activity; hydrolase activity; helicase activity. Lineage: Eukaryota; Fungi; Ascomycota; Eurotiomycetes; Eurotiales; Aspergillaceae.
CCAAAUGCCCUCAUGGAUCCCCUUGACCCCAUCCUAGAUGGCUUGAACUCCGCACAGAGAACCGCGGUCACCUCAUCCGCGCCGAUUUUACAAGUCCUUGCUCCUCCAGGUUCGGGAAAGACCAAAACGUUGACCUCGCGCGUCGCGUACCUCCUCGCUCAUGACGGAUAUCGCCCGCAAGAUGUUAUCUGUUGCACAUUCACCAUCAAGGCCAGUCGGGAAAUGCGAGAGCGGCUGGCCAAAUUGGUAGGUGAUCACGUACAGUCAAGGCUCAUCUUAGGAACGUUUCAUUCGAUCUGUCGACGAUACUUGGUGAGGUACGGGCAUUUGAUAGGGCUGCAGAAGGGGUUUGGAAUUGCAGAUUCAGGGGAUUCGCUAGCGAUUAUUCGGAGAAUCGUAAAGCGGCUGCAGCUUGGAAUUCAACCCAACACUGCGAGAGCUCGUAUAUCGCAUCAGAAGGCGCACGGCGUAUCUCCCGAUGAUGUAGCGGCAAAGCAGAACAAGAUUAGCAAGCUUCUAGAGCAUCGCGAGUUCGUCCAAGUAUACCGGGAGUACGAGAGUGAGCUCGCAACAUCGAAUUUGCUCGAUUACGAUGACCUAUUGCUACGAUGCGCGGAAUUGCUGCGAAAACACCCAAAGUGUGUAUCCAACGUACAGGUGGUCUUGGUGGAUGAAUUUCAGGACACAAAUCAGAUCCAGUACGACCUCAUGAACCUUCUUGCGUCUUGGAACAGGCGCAUUACGGUCGUUGGUGAUCCAGAUCAAAGCAUCUACGGAUUUCGUUCCGCGGAGAUCGAGAACCUCAAACGGAUGCAGCGGCUAUACAGAAAUACAGAGGUUGUACUUUUGGAGGAUAACUACCGUUCAUCGGGCUCGAUCCUCAAGUCUGCGCAAGACGUGAUCGAGCAAGAUUUAUCUAGGCCAGCAAAAAAGUUGCAGCCAACGCACACCUUUGGCACGCUGCCUGUACUGCGCAAGCUGCCCUCUGCCGAAGACGAAGCUCAGUGGCUGGUACUUGAGAUCAAAAGGUGCAUAGUUCUAACGGGAAAGUUAUUGAAGUAUUCCGAUUUCGCCAUUCUACUCAGAUCUGCGUCGCUGUCACGGCAGAUCGAGUCCGCCAUGGGGAAACAUGGCGUUCCCUAUCGAAUGGUUGGUGGGCAAAGAUUCUUUGAUCGAGUCGAGGUCAAGCUUCUCCUAGACUAUUUACGAGUUAUAAGUCAUCCCGAAAACUCGGAAGCACUUCUACGUAUCAUCAACGUUCCUUCGAGGAAAAUUGGAGAGGAGACCGUUAAGAUGCUCUUAAACGGGGCCGAGAAAGCUGGCAAACCGCUGUGGGACUACAUCAAAGAUGUAGCGCAAGGUCGCAGGUCGACUGAGAAAGCCAUGUCGAAGCCUACUAACCAAGGGCUCUCCAGUCUAGUUGGCCUCAUUGAAUACUCUAGGGAGAAGCUCCGCCAGUGCGUCGACAGAUCGGCACCUCGAAGGCUGCUGGAGAUCGUGAUGAAAAGACUCUCUUUUCGCGAAUUCAUUACGGCGACUUAUGGGUCAAAUGAUGAAAACAGAUGGGCAAACGUGGAGGAACUAAUGAGCCAGGCAGACGAUGCAACUGCGGCCGAUGAAAGUGAACAGGAUGAGAAUCUUCCUGAAAUUGCUGGCCUAACUCAGCAAGAGUCGCAUCCUGGCGAAGAAGCCUUGUCCAGAUUCCUAGCCAAUGUGGCUUUAUCAACCGAGGUCCAGCCGAAAGAAGAGACUGAAGGGGAAGACCAGGCGCAAGAGAAAGUUACCAUCUCGACAAUCCAUGCAGCAAAAGGCCUAGAGUGGCCCGUGGUGUUUAUUCCCGCAGCUUACGAGGGUAUUAUCCCGCACUCACGAGCAGAAGACUCCGACGAAGAGAGACGGCUGCUUUAUGUGGCUAUGACUAGAGCGCAGGCCUUGCUAUACCUGAGUUAUCCGCUUCGGCAGGCCCGAGAAAACGCAGAGACUAAUGUGACGUCGUUUCUUCCGCAAGAACUAAUCACUUCGCGCCUGCGCCCGGUUGGACCGAAACUAGACGAGAAGGUUGUUUAUGGGAUUGCAGAUAUACUGCGUCGAGAACGGCCGUCUGCCGUAGCCAUGUUGGAAGGACUUGAUUCUCUCCCUUCUGUCUACGACGACCAAUGGACUGAGGACGGACGAGAGUCACCAGGCAUGAUUAUUCGAUGGGACGGCUCUCGGGCGACCGAUGACGAACCAAGCAGUAAACGGCGCCGAUACGAGAGGGAGCAAUACUCGACAACCACAUCCAUCGCGAGCAUGUCUUCGACAAAUAGAAUGAACGGCUCGAGCUUGAUGGUACCUACUACCAUGUCCGGGUUCUCGACAGCCCGUGAGUAUAUAACGACGACAAUCCAAAAACAGGAGCAGUCCUUACAAGAAGAACGCGGGGCCAAAUCGAAGCCUGUGGUUGCAUUCAAUCGUCCGUCCGCCCUUCAGAAAAGUAUUGCGUCCUUCUUUGGCCAGUCCUCAGCCCAGUCAACACAGCAGAGGGGGCUCGUCCAGCUUCUACCGAAUAGCUCGGGCGCCCUGGAUCACCCUGGUAGACCCUUGCACCCCCGACAAUCCAACGCCAUCCCAACGCAGUAUAUCGGUCAUCGACCACCAACUCAACAUUUCCGCCCACCUCGCCCAGCUCUCGAAACUUCUGACCCAAACCGCUACACAUGGUUGGCUGCAUCCUCGAGGCCGACGGACAAGGCAAAUUCGCUCAAGAGUCAGGUGCACACGGUCAUCGACACAAACGGAGGGAGCAAGGACUCUGCGGCGAGCGAAGCUCAAGGCUGUGCAGGCUCACGGCCAGGUAUGGUGACCGUCGGAACUGGAGCUGGGGGUAUGCGACCAGCGGCCACGUUCCACACUACGACAAUGUCGAUGGUACAGUCUCAGUCAGGAGGGCCGGCGAGACGGACGCUGGGGAUCCGACGCAGUAUGAACGGAUGGGAAGAGCGGAUGAAGAGGGUGAACAAGUAGCUACGACUGACUUGGGGGAGGGAAGGCGCCGCCGGUUGCUUGGGUAUUCGUAGCUGGGCAUGGCGGUCAGGCAGCAGUGCCCUUGUUACUACGUACUUGUCUCUUCUCGGCUGUGAUCACGGUUGUACACAGUAUGACGCAGUGCGAUAGUGAAGGCAGAAAAUGCCGCGGCUGCUAGUAGUGAUGGUUUUACUCUGUAGUAUGCGCCAUACCACUUCGGUAGGUAUGUAAGCAG